Vigna angularis (adzuki bean) is the source of this 2277-nucleotide messenger RNA. RefSeq names its product tRNA nucleotidyltransferase cca2. The record is from RefSeq and is a predicted model, not a curated record. Gene Ontology annotation, molecular function: RNA binding; ATP:3'-cytidine-cytidine-tRNA adenylyltransferase activity. The coding region runs from base 121 to 1857 and encodes 578 amino acids. NCBI's taxonomy places the organism in Eukaryota, Viridiplantae, Streptophyta, Magnoliopsida, Fabales, Fabaceae. The transcript has 15 exons. Gene Ontology annotation, biological process: tRNA 3'-terminal CCA addition.
UGGAUGGAGUGACAUGUUGAAAAAGAGAUGAAGAACCCACCGGAACGCAUGCCAUUAUAUAAGACUGAGAAGCGAAUGUGAAGUGUUUUCAGAGUAUUUAAACACACGAAAGCCCAUUUGAUGAGAGUGGCUUUGAAAACUGCCACAAGGCUUCUUGUGGCGCAUCCCGUAUCCAAUUUGAGUGUGAGGGGUUUUUCAUUCUCACAGUCGCUUAAAUUAACUCCAACGGUUGUUCUUCCUCUCCACUCUCACCGUCCCGCCAAAACCCUCGUUCGAAUCGCCACGCCGUCGUUUCGGAGUUGCGGUUGCGCACCAAUGUCUACGGUUCAGGUCCGUGACAGAAUCGACAUAUCUGAUACCGAGAGAAGCAUCUUUGAUAGGCUUCUUGCCACUCUUCGCCACUUUCACCUCCAAACUCAGCUCCGUGUCGCGGGUGGCUGGGUUCGCGACAAGCUUUUAGGAAAAGAGUGCUAUGACAUCGAUAUCGCUCUGGACAAUAUGAUGGGAACUGAGUUUGUCGACAAGGUUAGGGAGUACUUGUUGUCCAUCGGCGAAGAUGCACAGGGAGUUUGUGUCAUCGAGAGCAAUCCUGACCAGUCCAAACAUUUGGAAACAGCUAGGAUGCGGUUGUUUGAUAUGUGGAUUGAUUUUGUUAACCUACGUAGUGAAGAAUACACUGAGAAUAGCCGCAUUCCUUCCAAGCAAAGAAUUGGAACAGCAGAAGAGGAUGCAUAUAGGAGAGAUUUGACAAUUAACAGCUUAUUCUACAAUAUCAACACUGACUCAGUUGAAGAUUUCACUAAGAGAGGGAUCCUGGAUCUUAAGUCCGGAAAGAUUGUGACACCUUUACCCCCAAAAGCCACAUUUCUUGAUGACCCAUUACGAGUUCUUCGAGCCAUUAGAUUUGGUGCUAGAUUUGAAUUCACCCUAGACGAAGAUCUGAAAGUAGCUGCUUCAUGUGAUGAUGUGAAAGAUGCUCUGGCCGCUAAAAUUAGCAGAGAGCGCAUUGGAACUGAGAUUGAUCUUAUGAUAUCCGGAAAUCAGCCUGUCAAAGCAAUGACUUACAUUUAUGAUCUGACACUCUUUCGGAUUGUAUUCAGUCUUUCUCCUGAAUUUGAACCUGCUAUUUCAGAUGGAUGUGAAAGGCUUUGCAUUUCUUGCUUGGAUACUGCUUGGAACCUUGUCCAGUUACUUGGAGAGUCAACUUUCACUGCUGAACAAAAAAGGUUAGCACUUUAUGCUGCUUUGUUUCUUCCUCUUAGAAAUACCACUUACAGAGAAAAAAAAGCAAAAACGGUUCCUGUUGUCAAUCAUAUUAUCCGGGAGUCACUUAAACGAAAAGCUAAGGAUGCGGAAGUGGUGCUUAAUUUACACCAAGCAUCACAUAAAUUCUUGUCGUUGUUCCCUUGUCUUACAUCUGGUAAGGAUGACCAAGUUGUCGGUCAUGAUUGGAUGGGAGACUUGGUUGAUGUCCCUGUCUAUUCUAGAGUCAGGGUACUGACAGGGUUUCUCUUAAGAGAGCUUAAAGAUUUUUGGCGAGUUGCACUGUUGAUAUCUACUAUACUACAUCCUAUUGACAUUGAGGAUGAGCCCUCCCAGCUGGACAUAAGAAGAGAUCUGUUUAAUACUGUGGAGAAUGCUAUAACCAAACUCGGCCUUGAGAGGAUAUGGGACGUAAAACAAUUGAUCAAUGGCAAAGAUGUUAUGAAUACCUUAGGGCUUAAAGGAGGAGGGCCUCUUGUAAAGGAGUCGCUGGAUAAAGCAAUGGCUUGGCAACUUGCCCAUCCAUCUGGAACCGCGGAGGAUUGCGUUGAAUGGUUGAGAGAAACCAAUUCUAAGCGUGUUAAGUUGCAAUGAGAUUGAUUGCCUUGAGUGAUUGUUUAUUCUCUCAUUGUUUCGGAUUGAGAGAAGCUGCUUCGCUGAAGGAAACUAACCCAGCUUGCUGUGUUUUGAGAUGAUACAAGGUACUUCAAACAUUCUUUCCUUGAAGUUGCUAUGCCACUCGCAACUUUUAUAAAGUCUGAAGUAAUUCUUGCUGACUUUUGGGAUGUAAAUUUAUACCCUGGUAAAAUGUAAUUAUUAUUUUUUUUCCGUAAUUGCUAGAAUGGGUGAAAAUAUGAUAGUUGUUCCAUGGUAUUUAUAUUCCUAUCAGGAGUCAAGUAACCAUUGUAUCGUGAUAACACUGUAGCCCGAAAGGCUACAUUUUGGGGAGAACAUAAUCCCCCACUUUAAGUGCAAUCAUUUGAAUGACGUAAGUUACUUUGGGUGGUGGAUGAA